Molecule: messenger RNA, 958 nt
Organism: Aplosporella prunicola CBS 121167
Lineage: Eukaryota; Fungi; Ascomycota; Dothideomycetes; Botryosphaeriales; Aplosporellaceae
Exons: 1
Coding region: 251-790 (179 amino acids)
Biological process (GO): photoreactive repair
Molecular function (GO): FAD binding; damaged DNA binding; deoxyribodipyrimidine photo-lyase activity
Source: RefSeq, a predicted model, not a curated record
CGCCCGCUAAUUUGCAACGCCGCUCCCUUGAGUGCGAGUACGAGACCUGCGUUGGCAUCGCAUCGCAUCCUUAAUGCCGUCUCUCUAUUGAUAAAGUAGUGGUGCUUCUUGUCUCAGUCUCCAAAGUCAGACAUUUCAUAUCCAUAUCCAUCUAUCUGUACGCGCACACCUGCAUCACUCAACGGCCGGCCCCCCGCAGAAAGAUAGGCACCCUGUCCCGACCUGUCCUGCCCUGCCCUGCUCCGUCGCCAUGUCGUCCCGCCCGCCGCGCAUCCUCAUCUACCUGCUGCGGCGCGACCUGCGAUUGGCCGACAACCCGGUGCUGCACGCGCUGACGACGCAGCAGGCCGGCGCUGCGCCCUUCACCCACGUGCUGCCCGUCUACGUCGUCUCGGCGGAGCAGGUCGAGGUGGCCGGCUUCCUGCGCCCCGGCGCAAAGAGCCCGUACCCGGAGGCGCGCAGCCUCGUCGCGGGCUUCUGGCGCUGCGGCCAUCAUCGCGCAAAGUUCUUGGCCGAGAGCUUGUGGGACUUGAAGACUGCGCUGGCGAAGGCGGGCAGUGGCCUCGAGAUUAGGAUUGGCAUGCUGGCGGACGUCGUAGGCGAUAUGCUGGCGUGGUAUAAUGGCGCGGAAGACGAGGACAAAGAGAGGGGAUGCGUCGCGGGCGUGUGGAUGACGGCCGACGAGGGCGUCGAGGAAACGAGAGAGGAGCGCGAGGUGCGGCGCGUGGCCGAGAAGAACAACGUCGCCUUCAAGCUCUGGGCGGACGAGAAAUUCUUCGUCGACGAGUGAGUGGCGGCCGAGCACUGUUGAACUGAGCUGACAUGCAUUGCGCCGCAGCCGCGACCUCCCCUUCACAAACAUCCAAGACCUCCCCGACGUAUACACGACCUUCCGCAAGUCCGUCGAGCCGCUGCGCUCCCGCCCGCGCGCCGUCCUACCCACACCUUCCUCGCUCCC